Molecule: messenger RNA, 1332 nt
Organism: Henningerozyma blattae CBS 6284
Lineage: Eukaryota; Fungi; Ascomycota; Saccharomycetes; Saccharomycetales; Saccharomycetaceae
Gene: GDS1
Product: Gds1p
Exons: 1
Coding region: 1-1332 (443 amino acids)
Source: RefSeq, a predicted model, not a curated record
AUGGCCUUGGCUAACUCCAGACCACUUCCAAUACCAACUGCAGAUCACGAGGUUCUUUUAAAUAACGCCUCUCCUGUGUUUCAACCAAACGCUACAUCUCUAGGUAUAACCAAUAAGGAAAUGCCGACUCCAAGUGCUGCCUCAAGUUCGGAUUCCAAUAUGACUUCAAAUUCUAAUUUGAAUUCAUCGGUUACGAAUUCUUCUUCGAGUUCCGCCUCUUCCACGGCCAAGCCAAAGAAGGAGAAGGAGGCUCCUGCUUUGGAAAUAUCGAAACUACUACCUGUCACAGGUGAACGUCCGGCUCCUUUAGAUAGGGCUGCUCCUUUAAACGAUGAUGUCUUAUUUGCUGUUUUUAAUAUUUUAUGGGAUCAAGAUUCAAACCAACAAGGUAUGACUGUAAAGCAGUUAUGUGAUCUAUUGUUAGAAAAACAUCCAGAAAUGUCUACCUUGUCUACAAAACUCUCUAAUUUGAUUUCUGCAAAAUUAAAUGCAUAUGUGAAAAAAUUAGAAAAGGGGGAAAAGACUUUGAAAUAUGCUCUUUCAAGAGAAUGGUCUGACUCUACCCCUCGUAGAAUGGUUUAUGUUUAUCGUGGGAUUUUAGCUGAUGAUUAUAAAGAGCAUGCUUUAGCUGCUGCUAAACAAUUGAAAAGAAAUGAUUCUUCUACCACUUCCUUAAUCUCUUCAAGCUCAAACUCAAAGAAGAAUCAACAAAAUCAACAACAGAACGAUAAUCAAUCACAACUACAGCAACAGCAGCAACAACAGCACUUACAACAAGAUCAACAAGCUUCAUUUUCGCAGACUUUAGGUUUAGGACCUCAAAUUCGUCAAGAAUUUAAUAUACCUUAUUCCACAUCUCCUGUGUCUGCUAAUAUGACACCAGCUAAAAAUGCCAUCUCUAUUUCAACAACUAUCACCAAUAGUAACGGUUCUAAAAGAGGUAGCACUUCUCAAGAUUUUGAAGGUGGUAGUAAUAAUAAUUCCGCAAAAAAAAGGAAAAAGAGUCAAACUUCAGAUUCUGCUUCCUCUCGUGAAACUUCUCAACCUCAAACUCCUUAUAUUACUGCUGCUGCUGCAGCUCCAAGAAUAUCAAAAUUAGUUAGUAGAGAUAAACCAGCUAAUUCACAAAAUACUGCAGAAACAGUUUCUGCUAUACAUAAUGUAAUCUCCACACAAAUGCCUGUCGAAGUUAUUCUACCGACUCAAUCAGAAUACAUUGAUGGUUUAUUAUUAACCCCCUGGGUGAAAACUGUAAGGGAGGGUUUCCUUACAGAAGAUAUUGAUUCGCCAGAGUCUUUGACAAUGGACGAUUUGGAUAAUUUUUUUGAUUAA